UAUCGAUCAGUUGGAAUGAAGGAAGUGACGUUUCAAUCCUCGUCUUCAAAACGUCCAAUCAGAGCGACCGCAGAAAGACAGCGAGCCGCAGUUUGGAAGUGUGUCAGAGGUGCAGUGAUGGCUGAGGGGCUCCUGAUGAAGGUGGAGGCGUCGCUCCACUCCCAGUCGGCCUAUCAGAGUGAGCCGCUGAGCAGAGGGGCGGGGCUUCAGAGGAGCGCGUACUGUAAAGAGCAGCUGAGGAGAGGAGCCGAGGAGUUCUGCUUCGAGGAGCUGAGAGCUGAAAGACUCAACCGGCACCGACAGCAGGAGCUGGACGAGAAACUGAGACGUGUGACGGAGCUGAAGGAGCAGUUGGGUCGGGAGCUGGAGGAGCAGUUGGGUCGGGAGCUGGAGGAGCAGUUGGGUCGGGAGCUGGAGGAGCAGUUGGGUCGGGAGCUGGAGGAGCAGUUGGGUCGGGAGCUGGAGGAGCAGUUGGGUCGGGAGCUGGAGGAGCAGUUGGGUCGGGAGCUGGAGGAGCAGAAACAUUUACUACGUCUGACUCAACAGGUUCCUGAAGGCUCCUCCUCUCAGAUCAGUGACUCUGAUCAAACUGCGUCCUCCUUCCAGAUAUACAACGAGACCCAGACUGCUGCUGCACGGCCUGCUGGAAACGAGCUGACGGACGACGUUUUCCUCCGACCGGAUGAGAGAGGACCCUGCCUGAGGAUCCAGUACCCACGACAAGACCAUCAGGGAGGGACGACCCAAGACCUCCAGGCUCAGGAGGAGUCCCGCCCCCCCGUUGUCUCUCAGAAACCAGUGACAAAAACCAGACAGAAGCUGAGUACGAUACAGGAGACCAGUGUGGACGGCAACUCUCGGCUCUCACUGAGAGACUGCAGUCCACUGUGGGAGGACCAGGCUCCAUCAUCUGAUGGGGGCGCUGUGGAUCCAUGUGACCCAGAUGUGCGGCGGCGGCUGCUUUGUGAUGUCACUUCCUCUCCGGACUUCCACUCCGAGCCCCACCCCCUCCCUCCAGUGGAGGAGCACAGCUGUCUGCAGCUGGGGGGCGAUGUGUACCUCCUGUACGACAGAGCUGUGGAUGGAGGAGGUUUCUGCGUCUAUAAAGGAGCUCUGGAGGACGACUACGUGCUCCUCAAGGUGGACAGCUGCUCUGUCCCCUGGGAUUUCCAUCAGUUCCAGCGUCUGAAGAACUCGUCCCUCACCGCCAGUCUUCCUCACGUCAGCUGUUUCCAGUUCCUGGACGGUUGCAUCACUGUCUACACCACCCCGACUGAUCACAUGUUCACUGAGCUGACGGAGUGUGUUCCCUGCGAGGCGUCAGUCGGUCGAAGAGCUAUCGGUCUGUUACAGCUGGUGUCACAGCUGCACUCCUGCAGGCUGCUGCAUGCAGCGCUGCAGCCAAACAUUCUCACCUGUUCCCACAGAGGUUUACUGAGUCCUCAUUGGGUCUUCCCGGUGGACUGGUCCUCCUCAGUGGACCUGGACCUUCAGCAGGAUGUUACAUCAGUCCAACAGGUCCUAUCAGCUCAGAACUACAUCAGUCUGGGUCUCCUGGAUCCGAACGCGCCGCCACAGCUGGUGGACCUGGUGGGCGUGGCUGAAACGGUCCACCACCUCCUGACCAACCGCAGGAUGGUCGCAGUGAAAGAUGAGAACGGUUGGACGCCAGAGCAGUUCAGUGGAGACGAACCCUGGUGUGGACUGUACACUACUGCUGUAUUCUGCACAUUUACCUGCUGUAAUCUGCACAUUUACCUGCUGUAUUCUGCACAUUUACCUGCUGUAAUCUGCACAUUUACCUGCUGUAAUCUGCACAUUUACCUGCUGUAUUCUGCACAUUUACCUGCUGUAUUCUGCACAUUUACCUGCUGUAUUCUGCACAUUUACCUGCUGUAUUCUGCACAUUUACCUGCUGUAAUCUGCACAUUUACCUGCUGUAAUCUGCACAUUUACCUGCUGUAUUCUGCACAUUUACCUGCUGUAAUCUGCACAUUUACCGCCUUUAUUUCACAUAUUCUACUGGCUUUAAGUCCCUGUCAGUUCUAACUUUUCUCUCUGCAGUGACAUAUAUUCCAGGAUGUGGAGGAGGGUUUUCAGGUCUUUGCUGAACGCCAGCGGUCGCUCGUCAUCGUCCGUCCUGUUGGAGCUGAAGGAGCAGCUGUCGACACUUUACCACUGAAAUAUCCUCAGAUUGUUCUUUGUCCUCGUCUAUGUGUUUUUACCUCACUACAUAAAUAAAAUGGCUUUUACGGGA
Molecule: messenger RNA, 2257 nt
Organism: Dicentrarchus labrax (European seabass)
Lineage: Eukaryota; Metazoa; Chordata; Actinopteri; Moronidae
Gene: bub1ba
Product: BUB1 mitotic checkpoint serine/threonine kinase Ba
Exons: 14
Coding region: 16-2049 (677 amino acids)
Biological process (GO): mitotic spindle assembly checkpoint signaling; meiotic sister chromatid cohesion, centromeric
Molecular function (GO): protein kinase activity
Source: RefSeq, a predicted model, not a curated record